AUGGCGGGUUGUUGUGUAACCACUGACAUGUGGUCGGCGGGACCCGCGGACAUUCUGUCGACUCUCAACUGCGGUGUUCUUCGGAAUAUCCUCUCCGGAAACGCAGAGGAGAAAACGCCUUUUCCUGGUGAGGUGCGAGACCUGACGAAGAGAAUCCGCACAGUUCUGAUGGCCACAGCACAGAUGAAAGAGAACGAGAAUGACCCAGAACUAUUAGUGGACCUGCAGUACAGCCUGGCAAAGUCCUACGCCAGCACCCCUGAGCUGAGAAAAACCUGGCUGGAUGCUAUGGCCAAGCAACACAUCAGACGUAAUGAUUUCUCAGAGGCUGCCCAUUGUUACCUUCACAUAGCUGCUCUGAUUGCAGAGUACCUCAAACGAAGAGGUAAACAUGAAAUCAGUUUCUUUUGA
This is a messenger RNA of Candidula unifasciata, 411 nucleotides long. Lineage: Eukaryota; Metazoa; Mollusca; Gastropoda; Stylommatophora; Geomitridae. The record is from the annotation of a GenBank genome assembly.